CGGGUGUUUCCGGAGCUGUUCGGAGUCUCUCGGAGUGUCUCGGGUGUUUUCGAAGCUGUUCGGAGCGGACCGCACUGUUUCGUGUUUCGGACCGGAGCCCGGACCCCGGACCCUCUUUCCGCGCUCGUACACGCGCCUGGCCGCUCGUUCACGAUGGACCUGGAGCAGAUCCUCAGGGAGGUUCCUGAGUCUCUCAAAGCUUUGACUGAAAAUCACCAAAACCUCCAGAACGUGGCUCAAUACUGUUCAGACAACUACACACAGUCGCUGGGCGGUCCUGAGGCUCUGUCGGUUACGCGUCAGCUCUUGGCGCAGGCGUUGGCGUCGGUGGCGUUUCAGAUCAACUCUGUGUCUGAGUCUCUGCUGCGUCUCCUCGACCUGCAGCACAGUGACCUGAGGCGCCUCGAGUCGUCUGUGAGCCUGCUGAGUCAGUCGGUGGAGAUGCAUAAGGAGAAAGUUUCUCGCCGUGAGGUCGGCGCGUUCACGUCUCAGAGGCGUGUCCCUCGCGCUCUCAAGCUCCUCCCUCCCGCGGACCCCAAGCCCCGCCCCCCGUACACCCGCCAGCCAAUCAGCUUCCAGCUGCUGGACACCGUGGGACACGGAGUCAAGGUGGGGGGGAAAGCUCCUGAGCGCGGCGCCUCCGUGUGGAAGCAGAGCGCCUCCUUCAGAUCGAAAAGUCAAGAACCUCAACAGAACCUCACAACGCCACCUGUGGGCAGAUCUGUGACUGAGUCUCAUGGUUGUGUCGCCCUCUUCCCACCUCGGAAGCUUGCCCCCUGUGAUGUCAUGAACGAAGCUCCGCCCCAGGAGGAAACCGUGGCCCCGCCCCCUCCUCCUCCGGCCCAGAUCUUGUGGAUCAGAUUGACUCAUUGCUUUUUGGCUGUUCCCGCCCCCUCCACCUCCAGUCCGGUUGCAGGCCCCGCCCCCUUGGCCCCGCCCCCUCAUGUUUUGGAGGAGUCCAGUUUCCCGCCUCCUCCUGAUGACUUCACAGAGGCACACCUCACGAAGGAAGCCCCACCCCCUCCAAUCACAGAGGACCCCCUCUCCUUUGUUUCAAGGAGGAGCCGACAUCGAGCCCCGCCCACUGUGCGCUCUCAUUCGCUGAGAGUUCGCUCUGGCCCCGCCUCCCGCUGCUUCACGCGCUCGCUCUUCCUGCCUCCCAGCCAAUCACUCAUGAUCCCGCCUCCUCCCCCUCCCCCGCCCACAGCUCCGCCCGCUUGGCCCCUCCCCCUCUCACCUGUGGCUUUACCUGCGCGUCUGCAGCACCUGGAUUUGGAAAUUCCUCCACCUCCUCCACUGAUCCACGACCAGGACUAAACCAGGACUAAACCAGAACUAAACCAGAACUAAACCAGAACUAAACCAGGACUAAAUCAGGACUAAACCAGGACUAAACCAGAACUAAACCUGGACUAAACCAGAACUAAACCAGAACUAAACCAGGACUAAACCAGAACUAAACCAGGACUAAAUCAGGACUAAACCAGGACUAAACCAGAACUAAACCAGAACUAAACCAGAACUAAACC
Boleophthalmus pectinirostris (great blue-spotted mudskipper) is the source of this 1529-nucleotide messenger RNA. Its product is annotated as abl interactor 1-like. Gene Ontology annotation, cellular component: lamellipodium. Gene Ontology annotation, molecular function: SH3 domain binding. NCBI's taxonomy places the organism in Eukaryota, Metazoa, Chordata, Actinopteri, Gobiiformes, Gobiidae. The record is from RefSeq and is a predicted model, not a curated record.